Halteromyces radiatus is the source of this 1765-nucleotide messenger RNA. RefSeq lists its product as uncharacterized. The transcript is spliced from 5 exons. NCBI's taxonomy places the organism in Eukaryota, Fungi, Mucoromycota, Mucoromycetes, Mucorales, Cunninghamellaceae. Gene Ontology annotation, molecular function: methyltransferase activity. The record is from RefSeq and is a predicted model, not a curated record. The coding region runs from base 99 to 1514 and encodes 471 amino acids.
UUAUUUCCCUUUUUUUUUUUGUUGUUUUUAUACCCCUUUACGCUCAUUUACCUUUUUAUUAUUAUUAUUAUUAUUUUAUUAUACAUUCCUUCUUCUCUAUGGGCAACCAAAACUCACGCUUAGAACGACGAUUAGGAAGUACAGCAAGUCAAGAUCCUCGACUCAACACCGUGAAUGAAUGGUUACCUUCUUCUCAAGAUCCAUACCAACGACAGUAUCCUUUACCCAUCGUGUCAUCCUCACAAACUGAUAAUGGACGUGUCAAGUUACGAAAACAUUCUUCUCCUCUCAUACCUGCAUCAACUACAAGAACUACCUCUAGACGUCCUCUUUCUCGUGUCUUUCCUUUUCGUUCUUUCAACCGAUCAAAUAAUGUUGCCACUCCAUCCACUCUUACUACACCAUCUUUAUCCCGUUCUUCCAGUGUUUUGGCUGUUUCUUCUGAUAUUCCUACAACAACAACAAACAACAAUCUAACCAUAUCUCUUCAUCCUCUUUUGACUACUCAACAACAACAGCUUCUUUUAUUGCAGCAACAACGUCAUUCCUUCUAUGCAGGUGUAUCUUCACCUUCUUCAAAUCCUCCUGUUAUCACACCAAGCAACUCAAAUCAUAGUUUGUCCCAUGAUCAUAUUUUGAUUAAAAAUGAAUUAUUACUCAAUAAUACCGAUGUUAUCUGGAUCGAAGGUCGAAAAUUCCAUACUUGUGCUGCUUCUUCUUAUAUUCUACCUUGUGAUGAAGAAGAAAUUGAUCGUUUACAUUUACUCCACUUCAUGGUUCGAUUUGCUAUUCAAGGAAACUAUUUGGCACCUGUGACUGAUAGCUUAAGAAAAGGAGCUAAUGUACUGGAUAUUGGAUGUGGUCCCGGAUCAUGGACCAUGGAAAUUGCUGGUGAAUACCCAAAAUCAACUAUUGUUGGCGUGGAUAUGACAUGUGUAUUUCCUCGAGAUAUCAAACCUACUAAUUGUCAAUUCUAUCAAUGCAAUGCACUACAAGGAUUACCUUUUGAAGAUGGUACUUUUGAUUAUGUUUUUAUGAGAUUCAUGGCGCAAGGGAUUGAAUUAAACCAAUGGGAUCCUCUCAUGAAAGAUAUUAUCCGAGUAUUGAAACCAGGUGGAUGGGUGGAAGUUGUUGAAGUGGAUUUGGAAUUACAUAGAACUGGUCCUACAACAAAGAUAUAUAAUGAACAUUUAAUGACUCUGAUGAAUACUAGACAAUUGGAUCCUCAUUCUGGUCGACGAUUGAAGGAACGUUUUGAAAAAAGAGAUGAAUUGACUAAUGUCAACGCUACCUUUAUCUCUUGUCCUGGUGGUCAAUGGGCGGGAAAGCUUGGUCAAUUGACAAUGCAAUCAUGGAAAUCUUAUUAUCAAGCUAUACGACCUCAAAUAUGUAUGAUGACCAACAUGACAGCGGAUGAAUACAAUGAACAACUAGAUACCUGUUGGAAUGAAGCGGAUGAAUAUAAAACUUUUGAAAAUGUUCAUUUUGCUUAUGCCCAGAAACGAAUAUCUUAAUCCUCCAUUUUUAUAUUACACUUAUAAUAUUUUUUUUUUUUUGUUGUUAUCAUGUAUAUUUUCAUUGUUACUCUCAAAAUUAUCCUUCCUCUUUUGUUUUAUUGUUGUUAUUAUUAGUACACUUUUUUUUUGGGGAUGAUCUUUGUUUCUGGCCGUAAACAGAUCUUUCCUUUCCAUUUUUAUUAUUAUUGGAUACUCUUUUUUUAUUAUUAUUAUUGUUAUCACUUCCCUAAUACACGGACCAAUUCUUG